AUGAAGUGGCCAGAAGAUUUGUUGUUAAAAUCAUCAAUAAAGAAAUUAAUUCAAGCUGAUUGGACAAUUUACAGAGUUAAAACAGAAUUCUUUAUAGUAGAAAAAUUGCCUUACGGCUUGAAAAGCUUUAAGAUUUUCUUCUACCUCUUCUGCAAUGUGGAUGAAAACGAGUUAAACGAUCAUUUAAUAUUAAGAUAUCAAAUUCACUUAAGCAAGUAUCAAUUGCCAUGUCACCAAAAGAGUUUCGACUCGAUGUCGUAUCUUGUUGAAAACACUCAUAAGUUACUUGAGGGAAACAUCUGGCAACAACUUUCAAGACAUUUUCAAGUGACGAUGCAAGAUGAUGUAGUCAGGAGUGAAAAAAUUUUAAUAAAUUUAUUGAAAACUUUUUGGAAUUCUUCUUUUUUGUCUCUCUAUGCUUUACAAUUUUUAACAUUAUGCAUGACCUUUCACACCUCACAUAUUUAA
Messenger RNA from Clunio marinus, 468 nucleotides. The record is from the annotation of a GenBank genome assembly. NCBI's taxonomy places the organism in Eukaryota, Metazoa, Arthropoda, Insecta, Diptera, Chironomidae.